Messenger RNA from Trypanosoma conorhini, 1143 nucleotides. RefSeq lists its product as uncharacterized. The transcript has a single exon. The coding region runs from base 1 to 1143 and encodes 380 amino acids. NCBI's taxonomy places the organism in Eukaryota, Euglenozoa, Kinetoplastea, Trypanosomatida, Trypanosomatidae. The record is from RefSeq and is a predicted model, not a curated record.
AUGAACCACGGGAGUCGCGGUUCCUCCGCGUCCGUUCCAUUUUAUGAGUGCGAGGAGGAGAAUAAGCGGCCGCGCGGCAGCGCGGGGACGUGGAUGCGCCAUUUUCUCAUUCGCCACUCGGACCCGACCAGGCCGGCGGGCGGGGCCCCGGCGCCGGGCACUGCGAGGUGGAGGGGAAGUAGAGAUGUGAAUGGCGGAGUGGCGGCGUCGCACGCGUCCUCGAAGUUGUGGGCCCCGCAGCGGCGCUCUCCGGCGCUGCGGGACGCCACCGCCCUCAGUGGCGGGGGUGUUGCCACGACCUACGACCCACUGAGCUGCACGCGGGGCGGACGCGUGGCGUAUCAUGCGGAGAUUGGACAGGCCGUGGUGAACACCGCGCACCUGCUGGGGAAGGCGGAUCGCCUGCGUCGACGGACGGCGUCGUCUGUCCUUGCGGGCGCUGCGCCCCCCGAGAGGCGGCCGCGGCCGUAUUAUCUUAGUCAUGCCGCCUCGCAGGCUGCGAUGGAGGCCGCGCCUCGUGGCCUUCCUGGGGCGGCGCCGAGGUUCCAGGGGGUUGGCUCACAAGCUCUGCCCGUGCAAAUACGUGAGCAGGGCCUCAUGGCGCUGGAAGCCGGUGCGGCGUCGCCGUCGCCAUCUCCAGCGACGCCAGUUAGCGGAAGCGGUGCCGAUGUUGAGAGCAGCGGCGGCGCUCUGGCGCUCGUGCCGUUCGGCCCAAUCGAGGGCCCAAAGAAGAGGGUAUCGCUGCUGCGAGACAGUCGGGGCUGUCCACGGGAGGGUGGGGAGCCUGUUGCGUGGCGGCCGGAGCACGGGGCGUCGGAUGCCCACCGCGACGGCGCCGUUUCGGAUGCCGCGGUCAGUUGUAGCGUUACCUCCCCAACUCUGGGAUGGCAGGAUGUCGGCGACGCGCCCGCUGCUCCUGGCCCAACGCUCCACUACAAGCAGCUGACCGAGUCCUUUUACGGGAACUACUCGUCUGGGGUGCUUGCGCAAGAGGCCUACCUGCACUUUGUCGCUGGCAUCAGCCAUCAGCUGUUGAGGGAUAGCCAUGGUGCCUCGCGGCGGCCGCAGCGUGUUCGCGGCAUGGUAGAGAAAGCACGACAAGGGUCCCGGGUUGCCGCCGCCCCCCACGGGGGAAGGGCAUAG